GUUCAUUCAUGUUCAGUUAUGUUUAUUCAAAGAAUUCAAAAAAGCUUUGUUUUAAAAAGAAACACUCGUCUGUUUAUUUCGCAUACUUCGUUUUCCACAUUUUAUUCAGCUCUAGUUACUGUAAGUACUUCUUUAUCUAAAAUCAUGAAGCCUGUUCAGGACUCAUCUGUUCAGACAGACAUCGCUUAUGAUUUCUCCGCUCUCAAUGACAUUUUUUUCACGAUGCCCCUUAUUCCUAAGUGGCGAUGUGAUUUGCGUAUUGAUUCUACUCACAAAAGACAUGAAAUAGGUCUACAUCCCACAACCGACUGCUUGAAAAACCUGCUACUACAAGCAGCUUUAUUUGCAAGGGAAUAUUCUAGAGGAACUACCGACACGUUUCUUCGAGUGGCUGCCAAGAUUAUUCUGGCUGGAUGUUAGAAACAACCAACUGGAGAGGCUGCCUGGUGAAGUUGGCCAACACAGACAUAUGCACACUCUACUGCUGGAGAACAAUCCACUGAGGGAGUUGCCAGUUGAAUUAGGGAAUGUGAGAACCCUGAAAGCCCUGGGACUGAGGGAUUGUCCAUUGCACUUUCCCCCUGUUGCUGUUCUGUCCCUGGGAACAGAAAGCAUUCUGUCUUUUCUCCGGAGAGCUGCUGUCAAUGCUUCUACUGGACUGGAGCCUAAAACACGGCACAGUAAUAUCACAUAUAUUGAAAAGGAGAUGAGAUUGGGGUGUCAACCCAGUGAAUGGUUUGUAGACCAAAGGAACCUUGAAACAAUCAAACCAGGAGGCACUGUGCCAUUUCUGGAUUUCACUGCAGCAGCGUCACUGAAAAAGCCUUUGCGCUUCAGUCAAUACAGAGCACUCAGAAAGCAGAAACAGAGGAAGUGUGAAACUCUACAAAGCAGCUCCCAGGCUCAUUCCUCCUGGCAAGAGGGGGGAUCUUGUCAACCUUGUCCUCAAGGGUGGGCUGCUGUUCCUCCAGCCAGUGCAGCAGAGCCUGAGACAAAGGAGAGAUACAGCAAGCCUGAUGAGAAAAAAACUGAAGAAAAAUUCUCAGCUGUGUUCAAAGAACUCACAGAAAAACAACUCCAGAUGGAAAAACGAAAGAUAGAUCAGGAUGCAAUUCAAAAACUUUCAGUUCUGUUGCAGAAAAAGAAGGAAAAUAUCUCCAAGCCUGGCUAUGAUGUUCAUCCUAGACAGGUAACUGAAACUAAUGAAAAUAAAGAUGAAUCCAAAAUACAGAACCAUGAAGUACAAUAUGUGGCAAAUAAAUAUCACCUGGGCAACAAAGAGGCUGGAAACUGUCAGCAAAUCAAAAUACCAAGGGAGCUGAAAAUGUUGAGGACUGAAGAAAUAGAUAAAUGGAUAAACCAACACUUUAUGUUUCUUUACAAAAUAAGAAAGAAUCAAAAUCUGGAAUCAAGGACAUCUUGUUAUCAGAUAACACCAAAUUGGAACUUUCUGAAUGCCAAAUGUGCGGUUUGGCACAGACCCGAAGCAGUUCAUCUCCCAGUCAACACCAUCCCUACAGUCAAGCAUAUUGGUGGCAGCAUCAUGCUGUGGGGAUGCUUCUCUUCAGGAUGAUCUGGGAGACAUGCCAAGAUUCAAGGAAAUAUGAGCUGAAAAAGUACUAGCUAGUGAAAACCUUUUUUUCUGUCUGCUGAGGCAAUAUUGGUCAAAUGGGAGAAAGUUAAUUUUUCAGGAGACGAAUGAUCCAAAACACAAGGCUAAAGCUGCACUGGUGUGGUGUAAGAGAAGGUGAAUGUCAUGUCCUGACUUGGGUGAUAUUGAGAAUGUGUUGAAAGCAGUGAUCUGUGAGCACCUUGAAACAGCUAGAACACAUCUGCCAAGAAGUAUGGACAAGAAGCACUAAGCCAGUGUGCAAAGUUAGUAGAGACUUGCUGAAAAGGACUUCCAGCUUUAAUUGAGUUCAUGGGUCUGGGUACUUAUGCCAUCACGGUGAGUUUUAGCUUUUUUAGUUUUUGCUGACAUUUACUGUAACUUACCUUGACUUGAUUUUGGUUUGAACAUUCUGGUUCUGGGUUAAAUAUGAAGUUAAAAAAAAUGUGUAUGAAUGAAUUUGUAAUUCAUGUAAUUUUAGUUCUGAAUUGUACAAUUGUAAUUGUAGUUCUGAAGGCAUGUGCAGACCAGCUGGCAGAUGUCUUCUCUGACAUAUUCAAUCUCUAGCUCAG
This is a messenger RNA of Lepisosteus oculatus (spotted gar), 2181 nucleotides long. The record is from RefSeq and is a predicted model, not a curated record. NCBI's taxonomy places the organism in Eukaryota, Metazoa, Chordata, Actinopteri, Semionotiformes, Lepisosteidae.